This is a messenger RNA of Trichosporon asahii var. asahii CBS 2479, 2196 nucleotides long. RefSeq lists its product as uncharacterized. The transcript is spliced from 6 exons. The record is from RefSeq and is a predicted model, not a curated record. Gene Ontology annotation, cellular component: nucleolus. NCBI's taxonomy places the organism in Eukaryota, Fungi, Basidiomycota, Tremellomycetes, Trichosporonales, Trichosporonaceae. Gene Ontology annotation, molecular function: GTP binding. Bases 1 to 2196 code for a protein of 731 amino acids.
AUGCCGCGCAUCAGGAAGAAACACGCGUACCCGCGCGAAGGUGACAAAGAAGGUCGCCGAGCACAAGAGGAAGCAGAAGCGCAACUCGAAGAAGGAGGUCCAGUGGAAGUCCACUCGUUCCACCUCAAGGAUCAGGUUCUCGCCGAGCUCGCGGAGGAGAAGCGCCUCGCCCGGGCAGCUCUCAAGGGCAAGCAACAGCGCGAUGAGGAGGAGGAGGAGGAUACCCCGGGAAUCCAGACCCUUGCGACUUCUUCGGUUCUCCCGCGAGUGGCUAUGACCGGCGUUGCGGACAUGGCCGAGGAGGACUCAGACGACUCUGACAUUCCGGCUCUCCUCGACUCCGACCUGCCGACGCUCCAGGCGGCGCUUGAUGCCGCCGAUGUCCUCCUCGAGGUUGUUGACGCCCGUGACAUCUCUGGAACGCGGUGUAAGGCUGUCGAGGACCUGGUGACUGAGGCCGACGGCCAGGUGUUCAUCGUUGUCAACAAGAUUGACCUUGUUCCCCGCGAGGCUCUCGAGGCUUGGAUUGCCACCCUCCCCUUCCCCGCCUACCUUUUCUCUGCCGUCACUGGCGCCGGACGGGAAGAGCUCCUUGCUGCUCUUGGCAAGAUCGCUAAGGGCAAGAAGGAGACACCUGCUGUCGCUCUCCUUGGUCUUCCUAACGUCGGCAAGACCUCGAUCCUCAACUCUCUCGGCAACGGCAAGUUCAAGGUUGCCCCCGUUCUUCCUACCGCCAACCAGGCCAAGUCGCCCGCUCCUACAACCAAGGCUCCCAUCGAGGUCGAGGUUUCGACUCCCAAUGGUUCCAUUCGCGUCAUUGACACUCCGGGCUGGGAGUUUGUCGAGGAGGAAGGAAGCGAGUGCGGAUGCGGUCACGAGCACGGCGACGAGCACGACCACGAACACGCUCACGACGAGGAGGACGAGGAGGAUGAGGAUGAGGAUGAGGAUGAGGCUAUGGACGAGGACGAUGAGGAGGGAGAUGAGGACGACGAGGAGAUCGACGAGGACGAGCUUGACGAGGAGGAGGCUGCGAAGUGGGAUGCUCUUGAGGCCCAGGUCGCCGGUGACCUUCUCCGACGCAACCUUGGACGCGUUGAUCGCGUCAAAGACGUUUUCCCACUCAUCAACUACAUCGUUACCCGCAGUACCGCGCAGGACCUGAUGCUCAAGUACAACGUCCCGUACUUCGAGCAAGGUGACGUCGAGGCGUUCCUGACGUCGCUGGCGCGCGUUAACCAGCGUGUUAACAAGUUCGGCGAGCCGAACCACGAGGGUGCCGCCCGUAUUCUUCUCCGCGAUUGGGCUGCAAACGAGUUCCCCUACUACACCAUGCCGGUCAAGGGAAGCAUGGAGGUUGAGGUUGCCGUCAAGCAGCCCGACAUGUCUGCCGUGCUCGCCCAGGUCCCGACCCGCAAGGAGCUGAGGAAGGCGCGCGGAAUCGUCAAGUUUACGCCGUCCGAGCUCGACACCCGCGAAAUCUUCCUCGACGACGACUACACCGACGUCAACCCGGAGCGCUCGCACGGCGACGACGACGACGACGACGAUGAGGACGAGGAGGACGAGCUCGACGAGGAGGAGAUGGAUGAGCUCGACGAUGAUGAGGAGGAUGAGGACGAAGACGAGGAGGCCGCCUUUAUCGGCUCCGACGAGGGAUCCGAGGUUGACGUGGAGGAUGGAUCUGAGCCGUCAUCUGGCUCUGAUGUUGAGGAGGAGGAGGACGAGGAGUCUGAGGAAGAGGAGAUCGAGCUCCCCUCAAGAAAACGCAAGGCUGCGGCCCCCGCCCCCGUCGUGCGCAAGAAGGCGAAGACGGUCCAGUUCCCCGCUAAGCUCGAGGCUCCCCGUUCGCGGCCCAAGGGUGUCGUCGAGAUCCGCCCCAUCCUGAAGCAGCCGAAGAGCGCGCUCAAGGCGCCCAAGGAGGAGAAGCCGAAGAAGAGCGCCAAGCUCGCUGCGGCUCCCAAGGAGAAGGCGGAGAUGACGAAGGAGGAGCGCCGCGCCGCUGCGCGUGCCAACAUUGAGGCGAAGAAGGCCGAGAAGGCGGCCCUCAAGGCCGCUGGUCUGCUCAAGCCUAAGGCUGCCCCCGCUCCCGAGCCGCCUAAGAAGACGAAGAAGUCCAAGGCCGAGAAGCAGAAGGCCAAGGAGGCCAACGGCACUUCGGACGGCGCCGCGUAUGACUGGCGACAGCACUUCUAA